Blepharisma stoltei is the source of this 1500-nucleotide messenger RNA. Lineage: Eukaryota; Ciliophora; Heterotrichea; Heterotrichida; Blepharismidae. The record is from the annotation of a GenBank genome assembly.
AUGCCAGAAGGUGAUUGCUAUUGCUCUAGUAUAAUAUUUAAUGGAAAUAUUUUGAUUUCUGGAAAAUUUAGUAGAAAUCUUUGGUUAUACUCAAUUGAUAUUGACUCUUUCUCGACAAUUCCUUAUGAGUUUAAAUAUAAUAAAAGAAAGAUCCUGAUAAAUGCAGAGAGACUCUAUUUGAUUGAAUGCCCUGGAUCAAUCUAUGAAAGCGAAAUUGGAAGUUACUCGAAUUGGAGAAGAAUAGCAGAAUCAGAAAUCAAUUCUGAUUUAGUGUUUAGUUCAUAUAAUAAAGGAGGAAUAUACAUCUCAAAUAUUUAUGCAUCGGAUAAAUAUUAUUUUUUUAAUUUAGAUCAAAAAAUCAUUAUUAAUAUUGCUUACUAUGAUAGGAAUAUCGCACUUAGAAGAGUAGGUAAAAAGAUUGAAGUAAUAAAUUGCAAUGUCAAUUUUAAGCUUGAUUCUAAUUAUCUGGAUGAAUGAAGUCUAAAAGGCAAUACUCUAAAGACUUUAGGAGAAAAAUUAGAAAAAAUCAAAUACUGUGACGAAUUCAUCAAACUCAAUCCAAACAAUCCUAUUUAUUACAAUAAUAAAGGCUGCGCUUUUAAUGAUUUAAAAAGAUAUCUAGAAGCAAUCGAAUGCUAUGACGAAGCAAUCAAACUCGAUCCAAACAAUCCUAUUUGUUACUGUAAUAAAGGAUUCGCUUUGCUUGAUUUAGAAAGAUAUCUAGAAGCAAUCGAAUGCUAUGAAGAAGCAAUUAAACUCAAUCCAAACGAUGCUAUUUAUUACUAUAAUAAAAGCAACGCUUUGUUUUAUUUAAAAAGAUAUCUAGAAGCAACCGAAUGCUAUGAAGAAGCAAUUAAACUCAAUCCAAACGAUGCUAUUUGUUACUAUAAUAAAGGCAGCGCUUUGUUUUAUUUAAAAAGAUAUCUAGAAGCAAUCGAAUGUUAUGACGAAGCAAUCAAACUCAAUCCAAACGAUGCUAUUUAUUACUACAAUAAAGGCAAUGCUUUGUCUUAUUUAAAAAGAUAUCUAGAAGCAGUCGAAUGCUUUAACGAAGCAAUUAAACUCAAUCCAGACCAUGCUAAUGUUUACUAUUAUAAAGGAUAUUCUUUAAAUAAAUUAGGAAGAUACUCAGAAGCACUAGAAAGCUAUGAAAAAGCAAUUAAAAUCAAUCCAAAUAAUGCAUAUUUUUAUAAUUGUAAAGGCGAUACUCUUUAUGCUUUAGAGAGAUAUCAGGAAGCAAUGCAAUGCUAUAAUAAGGCAAUCGAACUUGUACCCAAUAAUCCUUUGUAUUUUUGCAGCCGAGCUAGAGUAUUUAAUAGUCUCAGACAAGAAGAAGCAGCUUUGCAGGACUUUAAUAGGGCUUAUAAUUUGAAGCAAGAAAAUGAAGUAAGUGGUGUUUUCACUGGGGAUGAAUGGAACCUUUCUGAGGAGGGUAUCAAGUUUAUUAACGACGUAUUAGGCCGAGACCGUAUUGAACUACUCCAAAAAAUGCAUAUUUAG